Molecule: messenger RNA, 972 nt
Organism: Symbiodinium sp. CCMP2456
Lineage: Eukaryota; Dinophyceae; Suessiales; Symbiodiniaceae
Source: the annotation of a GenBank genome assembly
AUGCUGGUGUCGGCACUUCUGCCAACCUGGGUCUUGAUGUUUGAAUGGCGGCAGGGCUUGGCGGGGCCAGCAUGGCUGCCUCCCCUGCAGCUCGGGGCCGCCUUUGCGCCUGCGUGGUCGCAGCUGGCAGAAGUACUGGGCAUGUCUACCUCGACGCGAAUGGCAGGCUUCAGCACCAUUGUGUUGCUGUCAAUGAUCGGCAUGGUCACAGCCGAUCGGAGAGCCCGGCAUCGUCAGCAUAAGGCUAUGCUAGAAGCUGAAGUGCCGAAGAUGAUGGAGGAGCUUCUCCAUCGCUUGAAUCGAAAAGGAGUCCUUCUCUCUCGAUUGGCCUCCGCGGAGUUCGGCGGCUCUCUGCCAGUCCUCGAAAGCUACGAGAAUCCGCGGGGCCUGGCGAGCACUCUGGAGGCCUUCGAGGCCGCGACCCGGAUGGAGCGACUGAGCACGGAGUUUCUGAUCUCGCGAAAGGAGUGGCUCGCCGAACUGCGCGAGGGUCGGGACGACUACGCCGUGGUGGCACGCUGCGGCUCUCGGCUGGUGGAUGCAGUCUGCACGCCGUCCAGCACCGUGCAGACGAUGUGCCUGCUGAGACGUCAUGCGACCCGCAAACUUCCCAGAGACAUUUGGAAGAUGAUUAUGAGCUUCGUCAGUGAUGUUCGAGUCGUCUCCAGCCUAUUGGAGCCAGUGGUGAAGCAUUUCGGUGGUGGCCAGCCGCAACAUCAAGUCGUCCGAGGCUGGGAAGCCAUGAAGGAAGUUGGCGAGUGGCUGCAGCGGCAGCGACAGGCGACGGAGGGUGAUAUUCCAGAGCCAGGCGAGGAUGCACUUGCCAAGCAGCUGGCCAAGUGGUGGAAGGCUGCUCCGAAGAGGUUUGGCCGUUCCGGCUCCCGAAAGGUGCGGGCUGAGGAGGAUCGGAGCACCUGGAUGCAGGGACCUCGUGCAUUGACGCCCGGCUGCCCGCUGGUGAUGGGCCCAUGA